UAAUAUGGCAACUCUGCUGCAAAAAGACAAUUGCAGAAAGUUUUUUUCACAACAAAAAGCCACCGAAAACGCUCAAAUUAAGCAACAAAUGCGUGCGAAAAGCGCAGCGAAUCUCCACUGAGCCUCUGUUGUGCGUGUGUGUGGGUGCGUGGGCGUGGAAAAGUGGGCGCACGACAACAAAACAGCACAGGAACAGGCAGAGCAGCGAGCAGAGCUCCCAGGCAGCGCAGUAGCAGCGCAGCAGGGGCGGGCAGAGGCGUCAACAGAGGCGGAAAACUCGGGCAUUUUCAGGCACUGCAAUUUGUCGAAUUGUUUUCCACCAGCCCAGGCGGUUUUCCCUCUAUAUUAUGGACAAGAAAUCCUCGCCGGUGCGACGACAAAAGCGGCAGGCGAAGGUGAUCGAGGAGAACUUUUGGGACUGCAGCGUCUGCACAUACAGAAACUCGGCGGAGGCCUUCAAGUGUCGCAUGUGCGACGUGCGGAAAGGAACCUCCACCCGAAAGCCGCGCCUGAACUCAGCGCUAGUCGCCCAGCAGGCCGCCACUUUGCCGGGCGCCAGUGCCAACAUGCCCAACGGGAAGUCCGCCUCUGGAUCGCGGCACGGCAGCGGGCACGACCGGCAGCGGCACAAGCGGUAUCCGGCCCGCUUGAAAAACGUUGACCGCUCGACGGCGCAGACGCGGGAGGUGACGGUCAACUCGGUGACCGUGUUCAUCACAGAGUACAAGGCCAAGCCGGUGAGCAGCCGGCGGGAGUCGAGCGAGCAGAGCUUCAGCGAGAGCAACGACAGCCGGAGUUAGAGGAGGGGCGGGACUCGAGGGCCGUUCGCCCCCCAGCUCCCCGAUAUUCUACGCCACGGUUCCCGGUCCCCCUGUUACGAGUUGUAAAUUCUAAGUGUUAGGCCCCUGGCGAUAACAAUUGUAAAUCGAAAUCCGUUUAAGUUACCAAGUAUUAGGCCACGUUUUAAAGCCCUACCCCCCCAAACGCCACGCCCCCCACUCCAAAAACAAGUUCAUGACUUCCAGCCCAGGCCAAGAUGGCGAAAGCAAAGCGAAGCGACGGCGAGUCGAUUGCAUUUACACGACGCUCUCCAAGCCCAAGCCCCAAAUCCAAACCCAAACGCAAACGCAAAUCCAAAUCUAAAUCCAAUCUUUAAAAUGCGCUAAACCCUGUAUAUAGGCGAUGCAUGAGUUCCCCGAAUAUCUCUGUCUCGUAUCGUAAUUUUAUUUUAGUUGUAAUUUUAUUCUGCUACUCUAAUUCCUAAUUUAUUGAUGAAAAGGCAACAAUGUAUAACCGCCGUGUACAUGUUCAACAAAGAUAUCAUUUGUUUUGUAAGUGUCGAAUUAAAAUAUGGUUUAACUAAGUGCAAGCUAA
This is a messenger RNA of Drosophila ficusphila, 1374 nucleotides long. RefSeq names its product RING1 and YY1-binding protein A (gene RYBP). NCBI's taxonomy places the organism in Eukaryota, Metazoa, Arthropoda, Insecta, Diptera, Drosophilidae. Gene Ontology annotation, cellular component: nucleus. Gene Ontology annotation, molecular function: transcription coregulator activity; DNA binding. Gene Ontology annotation, biological process: positive regulation of DNA-templated transcription. The coding region runs from base 348 to 800 and encodes 150 amino acids. The transcript has 2 exons. The record is from RefSeq and is a predicted model, not a curated record.